Messenger RNA from Clarias gariepinus (North African catfish), 1973 nucleotides. RefSeq names its product hes-related family bHLH transcription factor with YRPW motif 1 (gene hey1). Bases 80 to 1135 code for a protein of 351 amino acids. NCBI's taxonomy places the organism in Eukaryota, Metazoa, Chordata, Actinopteri, Siluriformes, Clariidae. The transcript has 5 exons. The record is from RefSeq and is a predicted model, not a curated record. Gene Ontology annotation, molecular function: protein dimerization activity; RNA polymerase II cis-regulatory region sequence-specific DNA binding; DNA-binding transcription factor activity, RNA polymerase II-specific. Gene Ontology annotation, cellular component: nucleus. Gene Ontology annotation, biological process: anterior/posterior pattern specification; regulation of transcription by RNA polymerase II; Notch signaling pathway.
AGCCCGACCGCGAGGUCGCGCACUGGUUGGUCCGGUUCGAAAACAAGACCCGCCUCUCACUGCGUGUUCUGGCGUUGAAAUGACACCGUGGGAAAGCCUGGCUGUGCAAACGGGCGCAAACCGCAGCAGACUCAACCUGACACAGCACCGGACAAGUCGCACACUCAGAUCCUCCAGAAUGAAGAGAAAUCACGACUUCAGCUCCUCUGACAGCGAGCUCGACGAGAAUGUUGAAGUGGAGAAGGAGAGCGCCGACGAGAACCUAGGCAUGAGCUCUCCUCUCGGAUCAGUUUCUCCCUCUACAACAUCUCAAGUACAAGCAAGAAAACGACGCCGAGGGAUAAUUGAAAAGCGGCGUAGAGAUCGCAUCAAUAACAGCCUCUCUGAACUGCGCCGACUUGUUCCAAGUGCUUUUGAGAAACAGGGCUCUGCUAAGCUGGAAAAAGCAGAGAUCUUGCAGAUGACUGUGGAUCAUUUAAAGAUGCUUCAUGCAGCUGGUGGCAAAGGUUAUUUCGAUGCCCAUGCUUUGGCAAUGGAUUAUUGUGGCUUGGGCUUCCGCGAGUGUCUGGCUGAGACGGCCAGAUAUCUGAGUGUAAUCGAAGGUCUGGACAACACCGACCCACUCCGCAUUCGCUUGGUGUCCCACUUGAGUAACUAUGCCACUCAGAGAGACGCUCACACAGGUCUGGGGCAUCUAGCCUGGGGCUCGGCAUUCAGCACUCCUCACCUGGCACAUCACCUCCUCGUACCACAGCAUCAACAGGGGGCAUCUUUAUCGCGCAACCCUAGCAGUCCUCCAUCCUCGUCCUCAUCAUCGCCCUCUUCUUCACCAUCAGCGCACCCCUCAGAGCCUCAUGGCUGCAGCAGGCUGAGUGCCCCAGCCAUCAGCGAGGCAGGACAGAGCGGGCCACUCAGGGUACCUCCCUCAACAGGCACCAUUCCCACAAGGCUUGCGGCAGCUUCGGGAUCGAAGCUUUCUCCUCCACUUCUCACGUCCCUGUCCAGCCUGUCUGCAUUUCCCUUUCCUCUGAGUGCUUUUCCUUUGCUCUCACCCAGCUCACUGGGUCACGCCACCCCCUCCAGAAGCCUGGGGAAGCCCUAUCGGCCAUGGAGCAUGGAGAUCGGUGCUUUCUGAAGUCUCAAUCCAGCUUUCCUGGAUAAAUGACAUUUUUUAUAGACAAGAGAAUAACCUUUAAAGAACAAUGUGAGUUUGCCGGCCAGGACUCAACAAAGUGGAAAGACAACCCAGGACUUAUGUACCAGAGAAUUGAUUGUAAUUGUGGGUUUUUUGUUUGUUUUUAACAAAAUUUUUGAGCUAAUCAGGGAUAUGUGCUGGUAGCCAGGUUAAUGUCUUAAGGGUUCUGUCUCUUUUAAAACUUUUUGUUCUACUGCUUCAUCUACUUUAGUAAAACAGGGUGCUGUGCUGGUACAAUGCCCUGCCUGGAUACUGAGGGAGGGAUAGAAAAUGGGUGUUUUUAUGGGGCUGAGGUACUGAUACAUUUAAAUAGCUGGCACUGAGUGUAAAAGCUAGAACCAAGUUUUUAUUAUAAAGAAAGUAAUAGGUAAUAUCAGUGUGUAGUUCCAUAUGAGAAGUGGAAUAUUGUCUACCCCUUGUCUUUAUAUUACAUUUAACACCCAUACAAUGCAAUUCACAAGUCAUAUUUAGAAUCGUCUUGAAUGAAGGGUAAAAUAUAAAGCAAAUAUUGUACUCCCUCUCACAUCUUGGCAAGAUACCAUAUUCUUGUAUUAUUUUUUGUUUUUGACUUUGUAUUCCUACAAAGUUUCAGAGCUAUGUAAUUGGUCAGUGAUAUUACAAGAUUUCUGAAGCUUUCUUUUGUAUAAAUACAUUCAGUAAAAUCUAUGCAACAGAGCCUUUAUCGCAAAUAAAUUAGAAUUUUGUCUGUGACUUGCAGAAUGUUUUUCAUCUCUAUAAUAUCUUCACCUGUGGUAGCAAGGAUUUCAAGUAAGUAAGU